Molecule: messenger RNA, 2106 nt
Organism: Nematolebias whitei (Rio pearlfish)
Lineage: Eukaryota; Metazoa; Chordata; Actinopteri; Cyprinodontiformes; Rivulidae
Gene: zbtb20
Product: zinc finger and BTB domain containing 20
Exons: 2
Coding region: 16-2046 (676 amino acids)
Biological process (GO): negative regulation of transcription by RNA polymerase II; regulation of immune system process; regulation of cytokine production
Molecular function (GO): protein binding
Source: RefSeq, a predicted model, not a curated record
AUCAGUUGCAAGGGGAUGACCGAGCGCAUUCAUAACAUCAACCUCCACAACUUCAGCAAUUCUGUACUUGAGACCCUCAAUGAGCAGCGCAACCGCGGGCACUUCUGUGAUGUGACUGUUCGGAUCCAUGGAAGCAUGCUGCGAGCUCACCGGUGUGUGCUGGCCGCUGGAAGCCCCUUCUUUCAGGACAAGCUGCUCUUGGGCUACAGCGACAUCGAGAUCCCCUCCGUGGUCUCAGUGCAAUCCAUCCAGAAGCUGAUUGACUUUAUGUACAGUGGAAUCCUGCGAGUGUCCCAGUCAGAAGCUCUGCAGAUCCUCACUGCUGCCAGCAUCCUGCAGAUCAAGACCGUCAUCGAUGAGUGCACGCGCAUCGUGUCCCAGAAUGUGGGUCUGGCAGGCCCUGGGGGGUUCCCUGUUAUACCAGGAGACUCUGGCCAGGAAACGCCCCGCGGUACGCCAGAGUCUGGCACCUCCGGGCCCAGCAGCGAUGCAGAGUCAGGUUAUAUGCAAGUAACAUCUCAGCAAAGUGUAGAUCGGGCGUACACGUCACUCUACUCCUACUCUAGCCUGUCCCUGCAGAACGGCACCCGCGAGCGCCCCCUUUUUAUUAACCCUUUGUCUGCAAAUUAUGACGCGAGCACCCAGAAGAACCAGCAGUCUCAAGAUCCGCCCUGGAUAAACCGCAUCCAGGAAAGAUCGCAGCAGGUCGAUCGCUUCAUGUCCACCGCAGAGUCCACCCACUGCCGCAAGCAACCCCGACCGGUACGCAUACAGACAGGAGGGAUGCACAUCAAGGAGGAGGCUGAAGACGAGUACACCUGCUAUGACGACAUGGGGGACUGCCAAGACGACACCGACCACAACGAGGGGGUAGAGGGCGAGUCCAAGGUUGAAAGUUUUGACUCAGGGGUGAGCUCCUCCAUCAGCACGGAGCCGGACGCCAUGGAGCAGCAGUCGUACCUGAUGAGCUUCGGCCGAGACGGGGGCGGGCAGCAAGGUGACGGAGCUCCAGUGCAGAUAAAGGUCAACGACUCGUCCCCGGAGCAGAUGCAAAAGACGGAGGACGGGGACACGUCCCACGGCACUAGUGACAGUAGCAUGAUGCAGUCCCUGCCAAACUCAGUCAAACUCAGUCCCAUGUCGCAGUACAUGCGCCAGAUAGAAUCACACACCAGCAACCUGAGGAUGCCGCUCACCGUGACCAGCAACUCCCAAGUGAUGGGCACCGUUGGAAGCACCUUCCUGCCCACACUCUUCCCCACGCAGCCGGCUAGGGACCACAAGCCUUUCCUUUACCUUCCUGGCCAGCAGCAACCCCAGUUUGUGGCGGUGCCGCCCCCUGCAAUGCCAUCAUUCCAAAACCCCAUGUCGGUACAGCAGGUGCAAGCUCAGCAACAGCAGGCUGCAGGAGGGAUCGGCCCCGGGGAGAAGAAGCCCUACGAAUGCACUCUCUGCAGUAAAACCUUUACUGCGAAACAGAACUACGUCAAACACAUGUUUGUCCACACCGGUGAGAAGCCUCAUCAGUGCAGCAUCUGCUGGCGCUCAUUCUCCCUGAAGGAUUAUUUAAUUAAACAUAUGGUGACACACACAGGGGUGCGGGCCUACCAGUGCAGCAUCUGCAACAAGCGUUUUACCCAGAAGAGCUCUCUCAACGUCCACAUGCGGCUGCACCGUGGCGAGAAGUCCUAUGAGUGCUACAUCUGCAAGAAGAAGUUCUCACACAAGACCUUGCUGGAGAGGCACAUGGCCCUGCACAGCACGGCCAGCGCCAUCACGGGGCUGACGGCGAGCGUGGGCCCCUCGGGCCCCGUCUCCAUCCCCAUGCCUAUGGUCGUCCCUGAGCCCGGAGCCGCGGUGGUGGCCCUCGCCAUGCCAGUGAGCGGAGGUGCUGGAGUCGGGACCGGGGUUGGAACGGGAGUGGGUGUAGCUGCUGAAGCGAGCUGCCAAGAAGGGACCACCUACGUGUGCUCUGUCUGCCCUGCCAAGUUCGACCAAAUGGAGCUCUUCAAUGACCACAUGCGAAUGCACGUCUCCGAUGGAUAAGUACAACAAAAAAAAAAAAAACGACAACAAAAAAAACUUUUUUUCGUAAAGGAUGACAAA